AUGCCUGUAGCUCGGCUUCGAGAAGCCAUUCUUGAAUAUCUUUCUGAUGCACGAUCCGACUCUGUUGAGGUUCAGCAGAAAGCUCUGUAUAACUUGGCUUCCAUGACUAAGGUGAGUCUCCAAAACCGGAGCUUGCUUGCACAGACAGAAGGUGCCAUAUCAAAUUUUAUCAUGCUCACCAAAUCUUCCUCUCCGAUCAUCGAAACACUCGCAUUGGCCAUCCUCUUCAAUCUCUCGCUAAAUCUUGAUCUGAAGCAGUCUCUUGCAGAUAUGAAUACCAUUCUUCGCCUAAAUUCAAUAAUCAUCUCUCCAAGAUCCCCAGAAUCAAGCCGAUUAGCUUGCUCUUUAGUCUGCAGCUUGGCAAUGCUGGACAAGAAUAAGGCUAAAUUUGGGGUGGCAGGUACCAUCCAGAUUCUUGUGGAUGCUAUUUCAGGACCCCGUGGUCCUGCUUCCCAUCAUCUCCUCAGUUCAUUAGCUGAGCUUGUGCAGUUCCAUGGGAAUUGCACAUUAGCUGUACGUUCAGGAGCAGUCCCAGUACUCAUGGGCAUAAUAGAGAGCCCUGAUGGUGAGGAUUUAGCAGGAAGUUCACUGGCUAUUCUAGUACUUCUUGUUAGGUUCGAGGAAGGAUUGAAUGCCAUAAUUGGAAGAGAGCGAAUAGUGAGUUGCAUGGUUGAAGUUUUAAAACGAAGAUGUAUGUUGAGCAAGGAAGGUGCAGGUGAAAUUCUUCUUCGUAUAUUUGAUGAAAGUGAAGGGUGCGUGAGAGAUGCUCUAAGGCUGCCAGAGUUAUCGACAGUGCUAGCUGAUCUCUCUGUGAGAGGAUCAUCGAAGGCUAGAGAGAAGGCUGCUCAGCUAAUGAAGAAGAUGACAGAGGCUAGCUCGGAUCCUGGUAUUGAUGGAAAUUCAAUGUUUCUCCAGUGGUACUAG
This is a messenger RNA of Hevea brasiliensis (rubber tree), 924 nucleotides long. RefSeq lists its product as uncharacterized. The record is from RefSeq and is a predicted model, not a curated record. Lineage: Eukaryota; Viridiplantae; Streptophyta; Magnoliopsida; Malpighiales; Euphorbiaceae. The transcript has a single exon. Bases 1 to 924 code for a protein of 307 amino acids. Gene Ontology annotation, cellular component: cytoplasm; nucleus.